CUGCCAGUACUUGGCUUCUUGUCCCGCCUCACGCGCUCACACCGCCUCUGAGUCCCAAGAGUCAUCGCCCCCGCCAGCCAAGUUGCACUAACCUAUGUCGAUGCCGACGCUGCCCGUCAUUGACCUCGACGUGUAUCUCAGCGAGCCGCUGCAUUCAACACAGGCUGUGGUGGAAGAAUGCAGAAAGGCUGCAGACGCGUUGAUUACGCAUGGGGCUCUACUACUCCACGAUUCACGUGUGUCCGAAGACGAUAACAGCACAUUCCUCGAUCUACUCGAGGAUUACUUCGCGCAACCUGAGGCCGCUCUCAAGCACGAUGAACGUCCGGAGCUCGGUUAUCAGGUCGGUGUCACACUGGAGAACACGGAGAAGCCUAAGUGUGCGGUCGACGAACCGUGUUUGAAUGUCAUCGCCCGCCUCGAUCCAGCGGAGCGGCCGCUGGACAUCACAGCCCACAGCCCAGAUCCCAAAUGCAGGUUCUUCUGGAAGAUGAGCGAGAAGCCGCCUUAUGAGACGGCUUACCCCGGAUUGAAUGCCCCCAAUGUCGUCCCUGAGGCAGACAGCAUCCGCGACAGGUGGACCCCAAUCAUGGAGACGUGGGGUAAAUCGAUGAAAAAUGCUGUGGAGGACCUAGGUGAAAUGAUUUGCAUCGGACUAGGACUGCCUCGAGAAUUCUUUAGAGACGCUGGACGCUAUGGCCCUCAUCUCCUCGCCCCCACAGCAUCGGAUCUCGUGAAAUAUGGUCAGAAGGAUACCAUCCUCGCUGGAUUCCACACGGAUCUCAACUUCCUGACCAUUCACGGCCGCUCACGCUACCCCGGUCUCAACAUAUGGGCUCGGAAUACUGGGAAGCGUAUCCCAGUCAAGUUUCCACCAACUGGUCGGUAUUUGCUCGUACAGGCAGGCAAGCAGCUGGAGCACUUCAGCGGAGGCCUGAUCAAGGCAGGCUAUCACGAGGUGGUGGUUAAUGAAGCCACGCUGGAGGUCGUGGAGCGACGCAAGGCACAAUUUCCGAAUCGUCCACUGGUCCGCAUCUCAUCCACGUUUUUCUGGCAUCUGUCUUCGGACUACGACCUUGCUCCGGUUCCAGCCUUGUCGACUCGUGCAAAGGCACUCAGAGCAGAUACGAUCAACCUCGGUAAGGUCGAUCUCGAUGAAGACACUGACUACGAGCCGAUGAAGGUAGGACAACAAGUCCAGAAGUAUGUACCUCCUCAUGUCAUCCGAUUUCGCCAUGCUAACGGUGCAUUCUAGCGAAUUGAGACACAUCGCGCUGCUUGCAUGAGUGCUCGCAACAUAUCUACUUUGCUGUACAUCUUGACCACUAUGAAUACUGGGAUUUAUGUUGUGUACUUUAUGCGAUGCAGGGUUGAACCAUAUGUACUCUAGCGCUACAGGAUG
Messenger RNA from Fomitopsis serialis, 1402 nucleotides. RefSeq names its product Clavaminate synthase-like protein. The coding region runs from base 95 to 1255 and encodes 386 amino acids. NCBI's taxonomy places the organism in Eukaryota, Fungi, Basidiomycota, Agaricomycetes, Polyporales, Fomitopsidaceae. The transcript is spliced from 6 exons. The record is from RefSeq and is a predicted model, not a curated record. Gene Ontology annotation, molecular function: dioxygenase activity.